AUGGAGGAGCUGGUCAAACACCUGUCCAGGUGUCAGCACCUGGGCUGGAUGAAUGUGAUCGCCUUUGAGCCAAACGUAACAGUAAGAAGUCCACUGAUCAGAAACCACGGAAAGGUUCAUCCUCUGCUUCUCGCUGAGAGGGCGGAGACAUGCACUGUCUGGUUGCUAAGAUACACCCUCCAUGUGACCUCAGCGCCUCCUGGCCCCGCCCACAAAGAUGCUCUGGAGAGGGGGGUGCGCAGACAGAGCAUGCCCAGUGGCUCCACCGUGGACACGCCCACUGCCAGAGUGACGGGCUUCCUGUCUCGGAGGUUGAAGCAGUCUCUCCGUCGGACUCGGUCUCAGCCCAAACUGUCUCGUCACAGCAGCAUGAAGACCAGCCUGAUCAAUAACACUGAUUCCAGGUGUGUGAUGCGGCGGCUGCGUUGUGGUAGCCAGGAGUCGUUGCUAAGCGCCGGCUGUGUGUCGUCUCUGGAGCUCAGAAUGGACCAAUCAGUGAUCAUCAAACCAGUUCACUCCUCCCUACUGGGACAGGACUACUGCUUCGAGGUAACGACCUCGACAGGCACCAAAUGUUUCUCGUGUCGCUCGGCGGCAGAACGAGACAAAUGGAUGGAGAACCUGCGACGAGCCGUUCACCCCAACAAGGACAACAGCCGCCGGCUGGAGAACGUUCUGACAGUGUGGGUGAUCGAGGCUAAGGACCUGCCCGCCNNNNUCAGGUACUUCUGCGAGCUGUGUCUGGACGACAGUCUCUACGCUCGGACAUCCUGUAAGCUGAGGACGGACAACGUGUUCUGGGGCGAACGCUUUGAUUUCAGCAGCCUUCCGUCCGUCUCGUCCAUCACGCUGCACCUCUAUAAGGACACCGACCGCAAGAGGAAGAAGGACAAGAGCAGCUAUGUGGGAUUGGUCAACAUUCCUGUCGCCACGGUUACCGGCAGACAGCUGGUGGAGAAAUGGUACUCAGUGAGCACGCCCAGCACCAGCAGAGGUAAGUCCUCGGUGCCGACGGUGCGGGUCAAGGCUCGGUACCAGAGCAUUGUGAUCCUGCCGAUGGAGCAGUACAAAGAGUUUGCGGAGUACAUCAGCUCCAACUACCUGCUGCUCUGCUCCACCCUCGAGGCCUCCAUCAGCCUGAGGGCCAAAGAGGAGCUGGCUGCUGCACUGGUGCACAUCCUGCACAGCACCGGCAAGGCCAAGGACUUCCUGACAGACCUGAUGAUGUCAGAGGUUGACCGUUGCCGUGACAAUGACCAGCUGAUUUUCAGAGAGAACACACUAGCGACAAAAAGUAUCGAGGAAUACUUGAAGCUGAUUGGACAGAAGUACCUGCAGGACGCCCUCGGUGAGUUCAUCAAAGCACUGUAUGAGUCUGAUGAGAAUUGUGAGGUCGACCCGUCUCGCUGUGCCACCUCUGACCUCGCAGAGCAUCAGGCCAACCUGAGGAUGUGCUGCGAACUGGCCUUCUGCAAGAUCCUUGACUCCUACAGGGUCUUCCCCCGAGAGCUGAAGGAGGUGUUUGCGUCAUGGCGUCAAGAAUGUGGUAGCCGGGGGCGACCGGACAUCAGUGAGCGUCUCAUCAGCGCCUCGCUGUUCCUGCGCUUCCUGUGUCCCGCUGUGAUGUCACCAUCGCUGUUCGACCUCAUGCAGGAGUACCCCGACGAACGUACGGCGAGGACGCUGACGCUGAUUGCCAAAGUGAUUCAAAACCUCGCCAACUUCAGCAAGUUUGGCACUAAAGAGGAGUACAUGCUAUUCAUGAAUGACUUUGUGGAGCGGCAGUGGAGCAGCAUGCAGCGUUUCCUGCAGGAGAUCUCCAACCCCGACGGGCUGAACCACACCGCCGGCUUCGACGGGUACAUCGACCUGGGCAGGGAGCUGUCGAGCCUGCACACCCUGCUGACCGAGCUCGAACAGUCAUGUCUGGCAAAGCUUGGUCCUCUUCCUCGGAUCCUCAGAGACGUGUCAGCGGCUCUCUCUAACCCGGGGGGCGUGGCCAGCACUGGAGGCGUGUCCGUUUCUUCCCCGGAGCCACAGCGCGUAGUGUCUCCGCCCCCUCUGUCUCCGCCCCCUCUGUCUCCACCCCUUUCUCCUCCUCUGGCAGCCUGUAAUCCCUCCAUCGGCCUGCAGGGCGGCAUGGGACUGGACGGAGGGUUGGUAGAUUUCACUCGACUUCCAUCUCCAACUCCAGAGAACAAAGAUUUGUUCUUCGUCACUAAAGGUUCCAGUCUGCAGCCUGCAUCAGGUCUACAGGGUUCUCCUGCACCAAGCUCUUCAUACUCUGAGCCAAACGAGAACGAGGCGGCAUUUGAAAUGACCAACGGGGGCCGGAGGGAGGGGCCGGAGCUGACCAAUGAGAGCCGCAGCCUGUCAUUGGUGGACCUGCAAGACUCCUCACCUAGCGACGGCCUUGACGACAGUCAGUGGCAGCGCAGGACAGGGCUCCUCCCCCUCUCCUUCCAGAACCCGGUCUAUCACAUGACCACCACAUCACCACGGCAGCCACAGCAGCAGGCCGACGCCACACCGUCGGACGGCUCAGUGGGGUCGCAGGGGAACGCCGAGGACAGGAACGCCAUGGCGAACAAACCGGCAUUUCUCACGCAGAUGUCAGUGGGGCUGGGAGGGGGGGAGCGGGGGGAGAGGAUGUCUGCCAUGUCGAGCAGCAGCAGCGGCGAGGAAUACUCCCGCCGGGCACUCUCCCUCACCGAGACCCUCACAGGCAGCUCCGCCCCCCCACGACAGAACUCCUCGGGUCCUCAGAGACGCAUCGAUCAGCCGCCGCCUCCGUCAUCAGCUCCGCCAGGACCCCCUCGGGGCCGUACACCUCCCAGCAUGCUCAGCGGUGGCAGUGGCGGCGGUCCCGCCUACCCUCCACGCCCUACCUCUGGCAGCAUGAUGUCAUCAAGCCCCGAUUGGCCGAGCAGCGGCCAGUCACGGCUCAGACAGACGUCGUCAUCUUCUAAAGGAGACAGUCCCGAGAAACAGCGGCCCGCUGCCAAGGCUCCGUCUCCAUGUGCGCUGGAUCGGACCGCUGCCUGGCUGCUCAACAUGAACUCGGCCUCCUCCUACGGCGAGGCGGAGGACGAUCGGCAUGAUGAGGCCCUUGUAGAGAAGUAUCAACAGGAGAUUGCGCUACUGCAGGAAAAGCUGCGAGUUGCGGCGCUGCGUCAGGAGGAGUGUGAAACCCGUCUGAUGGUCCAGGAUCAACAGAACCAACGUAUGCUGCAGGAGUACCAGGCUCGGCUGGAGGACACAGAGAGCAGACUGAGGAGACUGCAGGACGACAAAGACCUGCAGAUGAACAGCAUCAUCAGCAGGUUGAUGGCAGUAGAAGAGGAGCUGAAGAAGGAUCACUCAGACAUGCAGGCUGUGGUCGACUCCAAGCAGAAGAUCAUAGAGGCGCAGGAGAAGAGGAUUGCGAGCCUUGAUGCGGCGAACACUCGCCUGAUGGCGGCGCUGACUCAGCUGAAAGAGCGGUACGCAGUGACAUCACAGAGGAACGGCCUGUCUCCUAGCAACACGUCAUCUCUGCAGAUCACUGAAAACGGAGAGUUCCGCAACUCUGGCAACUGCUGAGCUGUGAUUGGCUGUUGCUGCAGGGGGUGGGGUGGGGCAGAGGUAGCUGGAGGCGGAGCUAAAUGACAGUACUCACCAAUCAGUACUGAUGGAGCUGUCCAUCAACCUCCGACUGACUACACCCCUGUUGCUAGGUUACCCUUCACUUCCUGUUUAUGUUGUGCAUGUUUCCUCUUUCAAAGUCUGACAUCAUAUCAUGUUUACUUUUGGUACUUCCUGUUAAGGACCAGAAACAUCCACCUAUCAAAAUGGACGCCUUCAUAAGUUCUGCUCCACCUGCAGCAACUCCACCUAUAUAUGGCUCUGCUUUGACUGGUACACACCUUGACUAUGGUCUGAUCGGCGUAACUGACACGACUCCGGCUGCGUAUGGUUCUGGUGUUAAGCAGGUUCUGCGUAGAUCAGAACUUGUUUGACAUGUCGACUCUCGUGUCUGAAGCCGCCAAGAACAUAUUUAUCUUUUCAGGCUCUUUAUCUUUCGAUAGUAUUUUAAAGGAACAGUCCGACAUUUUCGUCUGAGCCACAGAGUCAGAACAGCCUCAUUCUGGUUAGCCUAGCUUAGCACAAAGACUGGAAGCAGAGGGAAAGUUUUAGUCCAGCUCCUACAGAGAGAACAAGCGUUGGAGCCAUGUGUCGACCCCUGCAGGCUUCCGUAGUUUCAGUAUUUAGUUGGAGAGGAUCAGGCGAGGUUCUUGCCGAGUUAGACGCUUGUUUGUGUUGUUUCAGAGAAUUUUAAUGUAAACACCAGAUUUUAUUGUCAACCAGUAAAAAAUUUAAAUUGUGAUGAAUAGUUUUGUGAACACACACACACACACACACACAUAUACACACACUGUACAGACCGUCUCUGCUGUGUUCACUGUGGCUUCUAUCUGUUCUGUAUUU
Messenger RNA from Stegastes partitus (bicolor damselfish), 4467 nucleotides. Its product is annotated as disabled homolog 2-interacting protein-like. The record is from RefSeq and is a predicted model, not a curated record. Bases 1 to 3582 code for a protein of 1193 amino acids. NCBI's taxonomy places the organism in Eukaryota, Metazoa, Chordata, Actinopteri, Pomacentridae. Gene Ontology annotation, biological process: regulation of GTPase activity. The transcript has 22 exons.